CCGAAUUAGAUCGUGACACAUAUCGCCGUUCUCAGGCUGCGUUAGCUCGUGAGGCCGAAAUAAUGAAGGACGUACCAGAUUGGAAAGUAGGCGAGAGCGUUUAUCAUAGCAACAGGUUUAAAAUGCCGACACAAAUCAUUGUUCCUGAGAAAGAGAAUCAAUGA
Molecule: messenger RNA, 164 nt
Organism: Acaulospora colombiana
Lineage: Eukaryota; Fungi; Glomeromycota; Glomeromycetes; Diversisporales; Acaulosporaceae
Source: the annotation of a GenBank genome assembly